Centruroides sculpturatus (bark scorpion) is the source of this 754-nucleotide messenger RNA. RefSeq lists its product as uncharacterized. NCBI's taxonomy places the organism in Eukaryota, Metazoa, Arthropoda, Arachnida, Scorpiones, Buthidae. The coding region runs from base 34 to 705 and encodes 223 amino acids. The transcript has 3 exons. The record is from RefSeq and is a predicted model, not a curated record.
GGACUUAUCUCCAUCGUUAAUGGACACGGAAGAAUGUUGGAACCACCUGCUAGAAACAUGAUGUGGAGAUUCGGUUAUCCUACGCCACCUAAUUACGAAGAUAGCGAACUUUUCUGUGGAGGAAUAGCCAUUCAAUACCUACGUAAUAAUGGAAGUUGCGGUGUUUGUGGUGACAGAUACGAUCAUCCUCAACCCCGGCCGCACGAGACAGGUGGUAUGUUUGCUACCGAUAUUAUUGCCAGGACGUACCAACCGGGUCAAGUCAUCGAUGUCAUCGUAGAUAUUGUGGCUAAUCACGAAGGUUAUUUCGAAUUUAGUCUUUGUCCGAGAGGAGAAGAUAGAUUUCUAGAAACUGAAGAAUGUUUCGAAGAUAAUAUACUAGAGUUAUCUGAUUUCUCCGGUACAAGAUAUUAUGUACCACAUAACAAUACAGGUUUAUUUUUCAUGCAAGUAAAACUUCCGAAAGAUGUAACUUGUAUGAAUUGCGUGUUUAGAUGGCAUUGGCAUUCCGGUAAUAACUGGGGUAUUUGCGAUGACGGAACGAUGAGAAAAGGCUGCGGACCUCAAGAAAAUUACAGAAAUUGUGCAGAUAUUAGGAUAUUCGCAGGUGCUGGUAUUGCUGGACCAAUUUAUUAUAGUAAUUUUAACGAAACUAAACCGGAAUCUAACGUAACCGAUACCGAAUCUAAGAGGAAAACUGAAUAAACUUAUAAGUUUGUACAGACCAAAAAAAUAUUCGAGUUUUUUAAGUUCU